UAACAAUGACCACUAAUGAUUUUGCUUUGUUGUUAAAUAAAUUCAUCAAAUGCAAAAAAAAACAAAUUGAAAUUGAACAACUAAAUAAAAAAUUGUCCACUGAAGAAGAAACAAUAGAACAAGAAAUUGAAGUUGAUAGAUCAUUUCCCAUGCAAGUUGUGCAAAUGACCAAAUUUUUAUUUGCUCAACAAAGGCAACAAAAUGAAAAG
This is a messenger RNA of Entrophospora candida, 209 nucleotides long. The record is from the annotation of a GenBank genome assembly. Lineage: Eukaryota; Fungi; Glomeromycota; Glomeromycetes; Entrophosporales; Entrophosporaceae.